AUGCGCGAUCCGACGGCCAGAUGUCUGCCCGUCGUCGCCGUUGCCCUGGCCAUCUUCCUGCAAGGAUUUCUGGACUGGGAUUUCCACGAAGCUCCUGCCAAACCCGACAUUCAAGCUCAAGUCAAACAUUGUCCAGUUAACCCAAACCUGCCGGUUGAAAAGCUGGUCUUUGUCGUCAUCGAUGCCUGGCGAUUCGACUUUCUAUCCCAACGAACAGAAAUGACGUGGAUGCGCGGUGAGCUUGAGGCAAAUCGAGCCGAUGCCUUUGACAUGGCCGUGUAUUCGCCUACAGUAACCAUGCCCAGAAUCAAGGCAUUGACGACCGGGGAUAUCCCGUCAUUCUGGUCGAUUUUGCUCAAUUUUGGCGGCUCCGGCGGGUCGGGCAGUGACAGCUGGAUUCGGGCGGCGCGAGAAGCCGGCAAAAAAAUCAUCUUCUAUGGCGAUGAUACUUGGCUGUCGCUAUAUGGAUCGGAAUUAACGAGAUCGGAAGGUGUCGUCUCGUUUUUCGUAAAGGAUUAUACAGAGGUCGACAACAACGUGACCCGACAAAUCGGCAACGAAUUCGCGGAACAACAAUUCGCCGACUGGGACGUGCUGAUCUUGCAUUAUUUGGGACUCGACCACAUCGGCCAUUCCCUCGGCGGCAGUUCCGGAAUGAUUGGCAAAAAAUUGGCGGAAAUGGAUGCGAUAAUUUCUGAUAUAGCUGGACGACUGGAAAAGCAGACGGGAAAAUAUGCGCUUCUCGUCGUCGGUGAUCACGGGAUGACCGAAGCCGGGGGUCACGGCGGAUCCAGCGUUUCGGAAACGCACGUGCCGCUUUUUGUGAAGAUUGGAGGAGUUGCUGAUGUUCAAGAAGGGCUGCAAAAAGCCUACGCAUCGAUCGACCAAGUGGACGUGGCCGACUUCGCCUCGCUACUGCUUGGAAUAAGACCAAUUUCGACGUCAAUCGGCGUCCCAAUUCAUUAUUUGUUGAAUUCAAGAAAUUUAAAAACAUCCACGAUCGGGGCAUGGCUGACCAGCGCCGAGAAGCUGAUAGCGCGCCUAGCGAGCACAAAGUAUGAAGAUGCCCAAUUACACGCGUGCGCCCGGCUAUUCGAGAAGUUGAGCGAGCAGUGUCAGGAUUUGAAGCCGGAUGAUGAGCGUAUUUGUGGUCGUGCUCUCCGCGACGCGCAGUCCCACCUGAUCCGCAACAGCUCGAGCCUGGACCUGACGUCGCUUUGCCUCAGCUUGACGAUGUCGGCAAUGGUUUCCCUCUAUUUGGCCGGCUUCCUCUGGAGAACGGCCGGAGGAUCAAGAAAACUGGCAACGUUUUGCGGCGUCUCCGCGCUUCACUUUUUGUCGUAUUUCGCGUCAAGUCUGGUGGAGGAGGAGCACGAUAUUUGGUACUUCUUGCUGGGCAGCCUGCUCGUCGUCGAGUGCCUCUCGCGAGUGCGUGCUCCCUCGCCCAGUCGGUCCAUCUACGAACUAGCGCCAACCUUCUUGAUCUUCGUGGUUCACCGCGCCAACGUGGCCCUGUACAGCGAAAACCGAAGAAGGAAUCUGGAAACUAACGGCACUUACCCGCCAGCAUUCACCACAGAUCCGGAAGUGUUUGGGACGAUAUUGAAGCACCUGCCUGCAUUUUUGCCAAGUAUAUUUCCGGUGCUGAUCUUCAUCGGAAGCUUUGCGCGUCAGCCAAAUUUCCGAGAUGCUUCCGUCUUGAUAGCCGCGGCAUUGUCAAUUUUUGCAAAUUCAGAGCUGACCGACUGGAUGCCAUAUAUCUGGGCGCUCGCCCUGCUGGUGACGCUUUUUAAAAGGGACAGCCUGGGGAUGCUGAUUUGGGCGGUUUCCCUCUGCCACCCCGGUGAAGCUGCGGCGUGCCUCGGAUGCUACUACAUCGGAAAAUCCCUCAAGUCCGCGCCCCACGUUUUGAGCGUCGCCAUCCCGGCCGCCUUCUUCUACAUGGGAAACUCAAACUCGAUAGCCAGCAUUGAUAUCGCCACCGGGUACGCCGGCAUGGCCGAGUAUCAGCCAUUGCUCGUCGGCGCCCAGAUUCUGCUCCACUGCUACGCGGGCGUCAUCGCGUUGCUGGUCGGAUUUUCAGGAGGGUCCUCGGUCGGACAUUGGCCACUACUGCCAAGUCUUCUCUUCACGCGCACAACCUCGUUGACCGGCUCGCUGAUCUCGCUGCUCGUCUUCCGGCAACACCUCUUCGUUUGGUCCGUCUUCGCGCCAAAGAUCCUCUACGAGUGCACGCAUUUUAUGGUGUUUGUUGUGAUGUACGCGUUUGCAAGGUUUCUCAAUAAA
Mesorhabditis spiculigera is the source of this 2286-nucleotide messenger RNA. NCBI's taxonomy places the organism in Eukaryota, Metazoa, Nematoda, Chromadorea, Rhabditida, Rhabditidae. The record is from the annotation of a GenBank genome assembly.